AUGCGAGGAGGAUUUACAAGACGAGGACGCAGAAGAGAAAGAAGUGGAGGAAAUGGUACAGUGAAGGACCAUCCUACAUAUGAUCAAGAAGGCCAUAUAUUCAUUCAUCUCAGGAAUGAUGGAUUAUUGUACCCUUCCAGAGCUGUGGCGAACAUAUUGAAAGAUGUUUUCCAAAAUAUAGUGCACCCAACUGCAUUCUCACAAGCAACUCUUGAUGAUUCAUGCAUUGAAUCCUAUUGGCAAGAAUUUAAGGAGCAAGUUAAGGCAAGAGCCGAUGAGUUGCGGGCUGCAGGGGAAGUAGAUCCAGAUUUUGAUCGCAUUUUCCUUGACCUUUUUGUGAAGAAAAGAGAAAGCAAACCCGGAGCUGGACAGGCCACAGGCAUUUAUUUCCCUGAUGCUAGCAGUUCGUCCACUGGGGGCUCAGGCGUUAGCACGGAAGAGUUACAAGCAAUGCGAGAGCAAAUCACUAUUGAGAUGCGCGCGGAGCAGGGGCAGCGAUAUGUGGAGCUGGAGAUGCAAAAUGCAGCGUUGAAAGCGGAGUUGGAUAGUCAAAGUGCAGAGCGCGAUGCUGCUUUAGCGCAUCAAAAAAUUGAGUUACGCGCCGAAUUUGAGAAAGAAAAUGAGAGGAUGUUAGAACUAUUGUUGGAUCUUACUAAAAAGGUUAACCGAAUUAGUAAAAACUGAAAGUGUAAAACAAUCUUAUUAAUUUUAUGUAAGUUUUGAAUUUUGUUCUUUA
Salvia hispanica is the source of this 736-nucleotide messenger RNA. Lineage: Eukaryota; Viridiplantae; Streptophyta; Magnoliopsida; Lamiales; Lamiaceae. The record is from RefSeq and is a predicted model, not a curated record.